GCGAGGAGUGGACAUACUUCAGAUCCACAAACAACAUCUUCCAGUCGUAAUUUUCCUUUUUUAGUUGAGAAUCCCGUCCAAUUCUGACUGAUUUUUCGUUUUCAUUUCGAAGUUUAUAAUGAUAAAAGCCAUAUUAGUUUUCAACAACCAUGGAAAGCCGAGAUUAUCAAAAUUCUACCAAUAUUUUAAUGAGGAUAUGCAACAACAGAUCAUCAAAGAAACAUUCCAGUUGGUGUCCAAAAGGGACGACAAUGUCUGCAAUUUCUUAGAAGGAGGAAGCUUGAUCGGAGGAUCUGAUUACAAACUCAUCUACCGGCACUACGCAACCCUUUACUUUGUCUUUUGUGUCGAUUCGUCAGAGUCUGAGCUUGGCAUUUUGGAUCUGAUUCAAGUUUUUGUCGAAACGCUCGACAAAUGCUUUGAAAAUGUCUGCGAGUUGGACCUUAUUUUCCAUGUUGACAAGGUUCACUACAUUUUGAAUGAGCUGGUCAUGGGAGGAAUGGUGUUGGAAACAAACAUGUCUGAAAUUCUGACCAGAAUCGAGGAACAGAACAAAUUAGAAAAAUUAGAGGCCGGAAUCACUGCGGCGCCAGCCAGGGCAGUCUCGGCCGUGAAAAACAUGAACCUGUCGCAGCAGAUCAAGGACAUCAAGCUGCCAGACCUGCCGCAGGCGAUCAAGGACCUCAAGUUCUGACCAUCACAGAGCUCAGUCGUCAUUGGCAUCGAAAGUGAAGACAUGUGACAAAGAGAGACUUGCCCGUUGUUGAUCUCAGCACCGGGCGAAAACUAUUUGGCCGUUGAUUCUGUUGUUCACGCUUUGGAGCAGCCGCAAAUUUCCAGUUGAUUCGCAUUCAUUCCUUUUGGCCACUCUUAUUAUUUUUCGCAUGCUGGAAAAAAUGCUGCACAGUUAAGAAACCUGUUCAAGUCGUAGCGAGUUUUAUGUGGACUGGGAUUACGCAUAAACUACUUAAGAGAUGUGUAUUAGAUAGUAAUUCUACAUUUAACCUGUAUAUUUUAUAGCUCUCUAACAGCAUAAUACUGUUAUAUUAUAUCACUGGAUGAAUGCUGAAGUGGGUGAAUGUUUGUUGAUAUAUUAAAACACUAUCAUUUCCAUUUGA
Messenger RNA from Cloeon dipterum, 1118 nucleotides. It is a transcript of the gene or, whose product is annotated as AP-3 complex subunit sigma-2 or. Bases 119 to 694 code for a protein of 191 amino acids. The transcript is spliced from 5 exons. Gene Ontology annotation, biological process: intracellular protein transport; Golgi to vacuole transport. NCBI's taxonomy places the organism in Eukaryota, Metazoa, Arthropoda, Insecta, Ephemeroptera, Baetidae. The record is from RefSeq and is a predicted model, not a curated record. Gene Ontology annotation, cellular component: AP-3 adaptor complex; membrane coat; intracellular membrane-bounded organelle.